Molecule: messenger RNA, 2316 nt
Organism: Punica granatum (pomegranate)
Lineage: Eukaryota; Viridiplantae; Streptophyta; Magnoliopsida; Myrtales; Lythraceae
Source: RefSeq, a predicted model, not a curated record
UAUUUAAAAAAGAAGAAGGAAUUUUGUAAUCGGAAAUGCUCAGAAUGAUUCUAAUCUCUCUUGUCUCUCCAUGCGGCCCCUCUCUCUCACUCUGCAUUCAAAUUGAAAUCUUCACUCACUGCCUCCAAUCCAAAUUCUUCAUUUGCCCAACAGAGUUUUAAACCCUAAUCCUCUCCAAUCCCGCCCAAUUUUGGCCCCUAUCUUCUUCCUUUCAGUUCUUCACUUACUGAUCAUUCUUCUUGCACAUACCCUUGAUUGAUUUUCGCCCUUACAGAUUGUCAGUUGUAGAAAAAUUGGAUUUUGAUUUGGGUUUGUUAGAAAAUGAGAGAUCCGUCUGAUUCAGGGAACCCAAAGCAGUUAAAGCGUGAUAGACGGAAUUGCUCGGAAACGUCAGAGGGUGCCGAACGAAAAGCCCAAGUCAAAAUGCGAGAGCUUAAAUAUCUGAUGGGUCUUGAAGCCAAAACUUCAGAAUUGUUAGAUGACAAGGGACCUCCAUGUCGCGACCAAGACAUGUCUGAGGUAACUGACGAGCCCGUGGCCAUUUCUACCAAUGGAUCCCUCCCUACGGAGCCCGAAGCAAUCCCUGCACAACUUGAUCUCAACGCAGAGCCCUGCACCGCUACCAAUCCUGAUGGUGAUUCUAAUCAUCGUGAAGCAUGCUCCCUGAGAAAGCAUAAGAAGCCGUGUGAGGACGAUAACUCUGCAAGCUCAAGAGGCCUUGACUUAGACCUCAAUGUAGAAGAUGUCCCAAGUCAGAAUCCAUUUCACCCUUACAAGAAACUUGAUGAGCAGGCUAAGUCAAAGGAUGUUUCUGAGUGUGCAAGCUCCAACACCGGUCCGUUGGAGGAGAAGGAGAAAGACCCGCUGAAGAUUUGGAAGGAGAUGAAGCAGAAUGGGUUCUUGUCUUCCUCUCAUGGAGGCAUACCGGUACCAAAACAACGUGGCAGGAAAAUCAAGAAUGAGUUGUUGUUGAAGAAGAGGCUUGAGCUUGCAAGGAAAGAACAUGCAGAUAAGUUUGCAAAGUUAGCUGCUCCAAGUGGGCUGCUCAAUGAAUUAAACCCUGGGAUCAUAAAUCAUGUUAGGAAUCGGAGACAGGUCCACUCGAUCAUAGAGGCACUAGUGAAGUCUGAAAAGCCUCCAAGUGGCCAUAUUGGAAGCAGAAAGGGGAACCAUUCAAGAGCUGCUGGUAAAGAACAUGGAACUCGGAAAGAGUCAGGAACUUUCAGUGAUUUGGGAGCAAAUUGGCAGAAAAUGUCGCGUCCUGUAUCGUUUAAUAGAUCUGCUGAGCAUGGAGAGCACAGCAUUGGACCAGACAUGGUAGGGAGGAUGUUCACUGCAAGUCUUGGUCCUCAAUACAACCCAUUUAAUCAGAAUGAUCCAUUGGCACUGAAAUUGUCCGCUUCAAUGGGCAAAGCUUCAGAAGCGUCUAUGUCCAAUGAGGGCUCGACUAACCUUGGCAGUGUUACGUCUCUUUCAGUGAAAGCUGCAACUAUUGCUUCUCAAUGGUUAGAGCUGCUGCAUCAAGACAUUAAAGGACGAUUAGCAGCACUAAGACGCAGCAAAAAGAGAGUUCAAGCUGUGAUCAGCACAGAGCUACCUUUCCUAAUAUCUAAGGAGUUCUCAUCUGAUCAAGAGAAUAAUCCUUUUGCCGUGAAAAACUAUAUCGUGGGCCCCACUCCUACUGCUGCCAAUGCCCAUAGGCUAAGGUGGAGUGCUCUCUUCGAUCAGAUGGAUAAGGCACUCUCAGAAGAAGAACAGCAAUUAGAGAUUUGGCUGAACCAAGUUAAGGAGAUGCAAAUGCACUGUGAACAAGGCCUGCAAAGUGCUAACCAAUAUAGUACAGCUUAUGGUCUGCAGAACCCGGGAACUACAGAAAACAUGUCAAGAUCAGGAAAAGCUGACAGCUCGGAAAGAGAGCUAGCAGUAAAGGCAGCUGCAGCAUCCAUAUAUUCGACAUGCAACUUUCUGCUGUCAAAGGGAGAUGUCUCCUGCUUCUGAUGUUCUGAAACCAGUUCUUCCAAUCAUUCUUCCCGGUUUUCAUAGACUUAUAUGUUCCUAGGGAUUCCUGAGAUUAACCAACAUGAUUGAAGUUCCCACACUAGCAGAGAGAUCUGUACAUUCUGUGAAGGAGGAGGCUUCAUCGACUCUUGAAGCUUGUAAAAGUAGAAACAAUCUGUAAUCUACUUUUGAUAUACUUUUGACUACAGGCUGUAGAGGGCAGAACAAGAUAAAGAUGCACCGUAUAAAUGUCUUGUUGAUGAACAACUUCCAGCAGGUGAAACAUUUCUUCCUUCAGGAAUACCUGAAGAAUUUGAC